Chenopodium quinoa (quinoa) is the source of this 2553-nucleotide messenger RNA. RefSeq names its product actin-related protein 5-like. The transcript is spliced from 12 exons. The coding region runs from base 80 to 2239 and encodes 719 amino acids. The record is from RefSeq and is a predicted model, not a curated record. Gene Ontology annotation, biological process: regulation of DNA-templated transcription. Gene Ontology annotation, cellular component: Ino80 complex; cytoplasm. Lineage: Eukaryota; Viridiplantae; Streptophyta; Magnoliopsida; Caryophyllales; Amaranthaceae.
CUCCUUCAUUCUUUUCCAGUAGCUUCGACAAAGUUGAAAGCUCCACUGGAGAAGAAGCACAAAACCACGAAAGAAGAGAAUGCCAUUCAUCAGCCAAAUUCAAAGGCAAACAGAUUACAGAUCGUUUCCUUCAUCCGUUCCAAUUGUCAUCGACAAUGGCGGCUCCUAUUUUCGCAUUGGAUGGGCUGGUGAGUCUGAUCCUAGGGUAAUUUUUCGCAACAUUGUUCAGAGGCCUCGCCACAAAUCUACAGGGGAAACUGUAUCUGUUGUUGGCGAUCAUGAUACUACGUUGCUGAAAUAUUUUGAUUGUACUCGUUCAGGACCGCGGUCAGCUUUUGAUAACAAUGUUGUUUAUCAGUUUGAGAUUAUGGAAUAUAUUCUUGACUUUGGAUUUGACCGGUUGGGCGUCGAUGGGCCUGGGGUUGAUCAUCCUGUAUUGAUCACAGAAUGUCCAUGCAAUCCAGUUUCAUCACGCUGUAGAAUGGCAGAGCUUCUUUUUGAGUCUUAUGGAGUUCCUUCUGUGGCGUUUGGUGUUGAUGCUGCGUUUAGUUACACAUAUAAUCAGCGACUUGGUGUUUGUGAUAAAGAAGGCCUUGCUGUUUGCAGUGGAUUCAACACGAGCCAUGUCAUACCAUUUGUUGAAGGUGAGCCUGUUUUUGAAGCGUGCUGCCGAAGUAAUGUUGGUGGAUACCAUGUUACUGAUUACAUGAAGCAGCUUCUUUCCCUGAAAUAUCCACAGCACUUGGCUAAGUUUACAUGGGAGAAAGUUGAAGACUUGAAAAUGGAACACGGUUACAUUGCUCAAGACUACGCUUCAGAGGUUAAAUUGUUCCAGAAUGAAACUAAUGAAGCUGAAGAAAAGACUAGGUGUUGGCAACUUCCAUUUACUCCUCCACCUGUUGAGGAGCAACCUUCUGAAGAGGAGAUUGCAAGAAAGGCUGCUAUCAAAGAGAGACAAGGUCAACGAUUGCGGGAAAUGGCUGAGGCAAAGAGGGCAUCACGAAUUAAUGAAUUGGAAAAUGAGCUGCGUGGUUUGGAUUUUCUUCUGAGGCAGCUGGAGAAUGUAAAUGAGGAUGCCGUUCCAGCAUUUCUUUCAAGUACCGGCUAUGUGUCUAAACAGGAAAUAGAAGCUUCUGUUGCUAAGGUGAACCAAUCUUUGCGAAAGACUAAGCGUGAACAAGUUGAACUGGAGGAGAAGGCAGAGGCAGUAACAGCUGAAAAGUUUCCACUUGUUGAUAUCCCUGAUAACAUGCUGACUCCAGAUCAGCUGAAGGAGAAGAAGAAGCAGAUCUUUCUCAAGACUACAGCUGAGGGUCGUCAGAGAGCUAGACAGAAACGUGCUGAAGAGGAAUUACAAAGAGAGAAGCAAAAUCAACUAGAGGAAGAAAAGCGUUUAGAAAACCCUGAGAUGUACUUGGAGAAGUUGCGAACCAAAUAUAAAGAGCUUUCAGAAAAAGUUGAACAGAAGAAGCUGUUAAAGACGAAUGGAAACAGCACGAAUGGAAAUUCUACAUCUGGUGGUGUCGGUCGUGGUGAGAGAAUGAAUGCUGCAAAGAAAGAGAGAAUGCGCUUAUUAACAACAGCUGCUUUUGAUCGAGGGAAAGGUGAAGACACUUUUGGCGCUAGAGAUGAAGAUUGGCAACUCUACAAGUUAAUGAGUAAAGAUAAUGAUGAUGAGGAUGAGGGUCCUGAUGUAGAUGAGACGGAGUUAGCACGCAUCUCUUCUAGACUCCAGGAUAUUGACCCGACCUUCACUCCAAAACCAGACUCUGGAUUGUGUCAACCUGCUGAUGUUCCACGCGCUCGUCCUCUCACCAAGGAGGAUUUCCAGAUUAUAAUGGGGGUGGAAAGAUUCCGAUGCCCAGAAAUUCUAUUCAACCCUAAUAUAGUUGGGAUUGACCAGUCUGGAUUGGAUGAAAUGGUUGGUAUAUCUAUGAGAAGGUUUUCACCCAAGGGCCAAGGUUUGGAGGAGAAGUUGACCAGCUCCAUCCUCUUGACGGGUGGGAGUUCUCAAUUCCCCGGCUUGAGUGAGCGUUUGGAAGCUGGAGUCCGCAUGAUUCGGCCAUGUGGGACUCCUAUUAGAGUAAUUAGGGCAAACGAUCCUAUAUUUGAUGCAUGGCGAGGGGCUUCUUCAUAUGCUGCUUCUUUGCAUUUUCCUGAGCAAACUUUCACUAAAAUGGAUUAUGCAGAAAAGGGUGAAGAUUGGCUUCGGAGAUACAAGUUCAGGUAUACGCUAUGACCAAACCACUAGUGCACCAGAUGAAAAGGUCCUCGAGUAGGAGUAUCCAUAGAUGUAUAAAGGAAGUUUAUGUUUAUUGUUAGUCAACUUAAUCAAUUGGCAAGAAUGCAAGAUCAUUUUAGCUUGACACACGUUUAGUCAAGAUUUAGUUUUGUCAAUAAUCUCAAUAGGGUAGAUGUCAAGUUACAAAUGCGGAGAUUCCCAACAUACAUGAGAAGCUCAACACUUUUGAUUGUCGUUUGUCCAAUGUAAUUUUGUUCUACUCUAUACGAGUUUUUUUUUAUUAAAAAAUUAGGGUAUGUUCUCUUCUUCAA